Messenger RNA from Drosophila ficusphila, 1167 nucleotides. RefSeq lists its product as uncharacterized. Lineage: Eukaryota; Metazoa; Arthropoda; Insecta; Diptera; Drosophilidae. Gene Ontology annotation, cellular component: extracellular region. The transcript has a single exon. The coding region runs from base 1 to 1101 and encodes 366 amino acids. The record is from RefSeq and is a predicted model, not a curated record.
AUGGACUUCUUUUGCCACUUUCAACGUAAGCAGACCUCUAGCUCUAAGCUCAGUGCAAAUUUGCGUUCAAAGAUGGUCAGUCAAGGGAUUCUCCAUUUGGGAUUUCCAACUAUUCUUUUCGCUUUAACCACAGAAGCCUGGCUGAUGUCCCAAUCCGGCUUGAACGAAUCCAAUUACCAUGUGCGUCACCUCUCCAUGCAUUUCUCGCGAGUGUUUCUCAGCGUAAAAGUGGAAAGCAAUGAAUCCCCCACUCUGAUUGAAGCUCAGUGGCCAGUUUCGUAUUUUCCCAUGGCCACAGUGGUGUUUCCGCACGAGGAAGUCCAUGCCAAUGGAGACCAUGACGACUGCGCUUUACUGCAACAGGCUUACUGGUCACAGGUGGAUGCACUGAGUCGACUUUGGGUCAUGGACAUUGGAUUCCCCGACAGCAGAUGCUCGCCCCGGUUAUUCGUCUUCGAUUUGAUACGCAACAAUGCCGAAAUAUUGCGAAUCGAUUGUGGCCAACACAUUGGAGUGAAUGACACCCAAAAUCUGGUGGUGCAAAUGGGACCAAAAGGUCCUGGUUGCGAACAGGAGCGUCACAUUUACUUCAUCCUCGGUGAGGAACCGGAAAUACUGGCCUACGACAUUUUGGAGCAAACUUGGCAAAGUUUUUCAUUGGAGAGUCAUAAGUACGAGAACAUGAACCAAUCGUUUCCCAUCAAGCCAGUGGAUUUUACUUUUGGUCUGCAAGGCGAACUCAUCCUCUCCGAUCAGGAUGGUGAUCUUUACAGCACCAAGGAUCGACUGGAACUAGAAAUUAAGAACGAAUUAGCCAGCAAUUCAAUAGCUAACUCCAUCCAACUCAACCAUUUGGGAAGUCUGCUGGGCAGCAGUCGCAGCAUGAUCAUCGACAAUUUCGGAACCCUUUACUAUGUAAUUCCCAAAUUUGGAGCCGUAGUGCGAUGUGCUAAGCUGGAAAACAUCACAGCCGAGGGCAAUGAAAUCAUCUACUUCACAUCGAAGAACAUCCAGCAGAUAUUUUUCAGCUCCAACGAUGCAUUGUGGGUGCUAAGUGAUCGGGUGUUAAAUGCCAAAGAUAUGUGCUUUCCUAGCUUGUAAGAAUAAAAUAUAAAUAUAAACUAAGUAUAGUACAAAAAACAUUAGGCAUUGUGUAUAUGUUUUGUU